UAAUUUUCAUUUGGAUAUUAAUCUGUGGCUUUUGCUUUUUUUGACGUUUGUGGUUCGUGUUUCUGAUUCGAUUCGAAAUUUCGAAUUUCGAUACGAAAAUUUAAAUUAAGAAGGCCAAGACACCUCAACCUCAUAGUGAAAAUAAGGAAAUACACGCGCAAAAGUUGUAAGAAUAAACCAACACGGUUUUAACUAUGAGUGGACAAUUACAUGAAGCUCUAGAGCCAAUAUCAUGGCUAGCCGGCCGCUGGGUGACUAAGGACGGACGUGGACACUUUCCAAACAUUGCUAACUUUCAGUACCACGAAGAGGUAGAGUUCACAUGCGUUGGUCAACCAAUGUUGAACUACACCUCAACAUCAAAACAUCCAGAGAAAGGUACACCAAUGCACCAAGAAAGAGGGUUCCUGCGAAUUAAACCUGGUACAAAUGACCUCGCUUUUCUUGUCAGUCAUAACUUCGGCCUAAACUCCCACGAAGAAGGGCAUUGUGAUCCAGAGAAGAAGGAAAUUAAGUUAAAAACAGUAAAUAUCGCUCGGAUGUCAUUUGCUAAGCCACCGGUUGUAAAGAACGUUGUAAGGGAGAUCAGAUUGGUCUCUCCAAACAAAUUGGAAGUAGUUCUAUAUAUGGAGACAGAUAGUACUCCCCUUAGCGAACAUUUAAAAGCUGUUUAUGAUAAAAUAGAAUAAAAUUGUUUUACUAUAUUAAGUCAGUAGGGGAGCCCAUGGUGCUAAACAUGUAUUUACUCAUGCGUCACUGAGACUUGUGUGAUUUGGUAGAUUUGAUGAUAGGAAGAUUAAAUAUUUAUUAUUUAUUUGUCUACCCGACUGCGUAAGGAGGGUAAUGUUUUUCGAGCGUAUCUAUGUCCAUUUCUUUAGCACGCCCUACAGCCCAAACGGCUGGACGGAUUUUGACAUAUGUCAUUGAGUUCGUUAAAAUUGUUGUAGUGACUUAUGCUAUAUAAUUUUCAAAAUGGCGCCCGUAAAUGAAAAAAAGGUGGGGGGUGGGUAAGUUUCUUUUACCUUACCAUACUUACCAUAUAACAAUAUGGGUAUCAAAUGAAAGGUCGUAAAAAGACAAUUUUAAAAAUAUAUUUAUUAUAUUAUGUUUAUACAACUAUUUUAACACAAAUUAUCAAAAAAAGUGUACCAAAUAUUGGGACCAUCGAAGU
Messenger RNA from Bicyclus anynana (squinting bush brown), 1171 nucleotides. RefSeq names its product peroxynitrite isomerase THAP4-like. Lineage: Eukaryota; Metazoa; Arthropoda; Insecta; Lepidoptera; Nymphalidae. Bases 195 to 689 code for a protein of 164 amino acids. The transcript has 3 exons. The record is from RefSeq and is a predicted model, not a curated record.